AUGCCUUCACGCAAGCCCAGCAAGUAUGGAAACAAGUUCAGAUCGAGCGCUGCAUCGUCCAAACCCCGUCGCGCGAAAACGGUCGAAUUCAACUCGCUACGCUCCACCGAGGCCACAUCCCAAGAUGAGAAAUUCGAAGCCAUUAGGUUGGCCAACAGCAUCGAUGAGACACUGGGCUUCCCCCGGUUUGAGUCUGGUGAGGCGCGAGCCGGUUGGUUGGUCAAUAUGCACAGCACCUCGAUAGAGGACUCCAAUGUGCCUGGCGGCCGUGCCGGAGUGGACUAUUACUUCCUGCAGGAUGACGGGACAAGCUUCAAAGCGACAGUGGAACACGACCCAUAUUUCCUGAUCGCAGUCAAGAAAGGCUACGAGACCGAAGUUGAGGAAUGGUGCCGGCGGUCCUUCGAAGAUAUGAUCAAGAAGUUUGCGCGACUCGAGAAAGAGGACCUCAACCUACCCAACCAUCUGCUUGGAUAUCGCAAAACAUACAUCAAGCUGAGCUUCGCCAACGUGAGCAACCUGUUGGAGGUCAGGCGGACGAUUUUGCCCUUGGCGGAGAAAAAUAAGAAGAACGAGAGUGCGAUGGACGCCUAUGUUGAGAUGACCAGUGCGACUGCUGGUAUCGAUCUUUUCGACGAUGAGAUAAUUAAUGAGCAACGACCUAAUGGCAACAUACAAGCGAGUGAUUUUAUUGUGGAUAUUCGAGAAUACGACGUGCCGUACCAUGUUCGUGUAUGCAUUGAUAAAGAUAUCCGAAUCGGAAAAUGGUACAAUGUCAAAGCAGAUCAUGGGGUGGUAUCCCUGACUUGCCUAGAGGAUAGGCUUCAGCGUGCCGAUCCCGUUGUUCUCGCUUUCGAUAUUGAGACCACGAAGUUGCCUUUGAAAUUCCCAGAUGCUGCAUUUGAUCAAAUUAUGAUGAUUUCAUAUAUGAUUGAUGGGCAAGGAUUCCUCAUCACGAACAGAGAGAUCGUUUCCGAGGACAUCAACGACUUCGAAUAUACCCCCAAACCUGAGUACAACGGUCCGUUCAUCAUUUUCAACGAAGCCAACGAAAGAGCCGUCCUUGAACGAUUCUUUGAGCAUGUGAAAAUCGCAAAGCCGACUGUCAUUGCAACAUACAACGGUGAUUUCUUCGAUUGGCCUUUCGUGGAGACACGAGCCAGUGUCAACGGUCUUGAUAUGUACAUGGAGAUCGGCUUCCGGAGAAACAGCGAAGACAUCUACAUAGCCGACAACUGUGUGCACAUGGAUUGUUUCGCGUGGGUUAACCGUGAUAGUUACCUUCCCCAGGGAAGUCGUGGUUUGAAGGCCGUGACUGUUGCAAAGCUGGGUUACGACCCCGACGAACUCGACCCUGAGCUUAUGACACCGUACGCCAGUGAGCGGCCGCAGACCUUGGCCGAAUACUCAGUUUCCGACGCUGUUGCCACCUACUAUCUGUACAUGAAAUAUGUCCACCCUUUCAUCUUCUCGCUCUGUACAAUCAUUCCCCUCAACCCAGACGAAACGCUGCGCAAAGGAACGGGAACACUGUGUGAGAUGCUUCUCAUGGUUCAAGCCUACCAACAUGAGAUUGUAUUGCCCAAUAAGCACAAGGACCCUCCUGAGGCCUUUUACGAAGGUCACCUCCUCGAAUCGGAGACGUAUGUUGGUGGUCACGUCGAGAGUAUCGAGGCUGGUGUUUUCCGCAGUGAUAUCCCCACGCACUUCACCGUCGACCCAACCGCAAUUGACGAACUUCUCAAAGACCUUGACCAUGCACUGAAGUUCAGUAUCGAGGUCGAGGAGAAGAAAUCGAUGGAUGACAUCGCAAACUACGACGAAGUCCAAGCCCAGAUUGCGGAGCGUCUAUUGGAUCUGAAGAAUAACCCGAAACGACACGAAGUCCCCUUCAUCUAUCACUUGGACGUUGCCUCCAUGUACCCCAACAUCAUGAUUACCAACCGAUUGCAACCAGAUUCAUUGAUCGACGAAUCCAACUGUGCCGCUUGCGAUUUCAACCGGCCCGGCAAGACCUGUGAUAGACGCAUGCCCUGGGCCUGGCGAGGCGAGUUCCUGCCCGCCAAACGUGACGAGUAUAACAUGAUUCGACGUGCAACCGCGAACGAAAAAUUCCCAGGCCGUUUCAAAAACUCACCAAUGAGAUCGUUUGGUGAAUUGAGCAUUGAAGAACAAGCUGGAGUGGUGAAGAAAAGGCUACAAGACUACAGUAAGAAGAUCUACCACAAGAUCCACGACAGCAAGACGAUGGAACGCGAGGCUAUCAUUUGCCAAAGAGAGAACCCCUUCUACGUCGACACUGUUCGAGACUUCCGUGACCGUCGUUAUGACUUCAAGGGCAAGCAGAAAGUCUGGAAGAACAAGACCGAUAGCUUGCAGUCAUCAGGCGCUUCCGCAGCCGAAAUCGAGGAAGCCAAGAAGAUGAUCGUGUUGUAUGAUUCUCUACAACUCGCGCACAAAGUCAUUCUCAACAGUUUCUACGGUUACGUGAUGCGAAAGGGCUCACGGUGGUACUCCAUGGAAAUGGCCGGUGUUACCUGUCUCACGGGUGCCCAUAUCAUUCAAAUGGCGAGAGAGCUGGUGGAGCGCAUCGGCCGUCCGUUGGAGCUGGAUACUGACGGUAUUUGGUGUAUGCUUCCCGGAGGCUUCCCUGACGAAUUCAAAUUCACUUUGAAGAAUGGGAAGAAAUUGGGCAUCUCGUAUCCCUGUGUCAUGCUCAACCACCUGGUGCACGCCAGGUAUACCAACCAUCAGUACCAGGCGCUGGUGGACCCAAAGACAUACAAGUACGAGACUCACAGCGAAAACUCCAUCUUCUUCGAGGUGGAUGGACCCUACCGGGCAAUGAUCCUGCCGACCUCCAAAGAAGAAGAUAAGAACUUGAAAAAGCGUUAUGCGGUCUUCAACCACGAUGGUUCACUGGCUGAACUCAAGGGAUUCGAGGUCAAGCGAAGAGGAGAGUUGAAAUUGAUCAAAAUCUUCCAGACGCAAAUCUUCAAGUUCUUCCUGGAAGGCUCCAAUCUUGCGGAAACAUAUGCUGCCGUAGCCCGAGUUGCGGACCGAUGGCUAGAUGUUCUGUACGAGAAAGGUUCGACUUUGGCCGACGAAGAGUUGAUCGAUCUCAUUUCCGAAAACCGAAGCAUGUCCAAAACCCUGGAGGAGUACGGCAAACAGAAAUCCACAUCCAUCACCACCGCUCGACGACUUGCAGAGUUCUUGGGCGAGCAGAUGGUCAAGGACAAGGGAUUGAACUGCAAGUACAUUAUCUCGUCCCGACCACGCAACACCCCUGUCACCGAACGAGCCAUUCCAGUCGCCAUUUUCUCAGCUGAGCCGGCAAUCAAGCGUUUCUUCUUGCGUAAAUGGCUGAAGGAAGAUCCUAGCGACAUGGAUCCUCGAACUGUCAUCGAUUGGGACUAUUACUUGGAGCGUUUGGGCUCUGUGAUCCAGAAGUUGAUCACCAUUCCAGCCGCGCUCCAAAAGCUCCGAAACCCUGUGCCCCGUGUUGCUCAUCCUGACUGGCUGCAGCGCCGAAUUGACACCAAGGAUGAUAAGUUCAAGCAGAAGAAGAUGACUGAUCUAUUCACAAAGUCCGAAAAGACACCGCUUUCUUCCACCAAUGCCAACAUUCUGGAUCACCGUGUCCAGCAUGCGGGUGACAUGGACGAAGCAAUUGCAAGCUCCACUCAAUUGGCCAAGUCGCCCAAUAACAAGGUCUCGCAAAAGAGAAAGCAUCCCGAGAAUGUUUCAAAGACGGCUCUAGACCCCUUCGCCAGCUUGCCAGCAGUUAUGCCAUCGAUGUCAGAAAACUACGAAGGGUUCCUCAAGUACCAGAAGCAAAAAUGGAAGAUCCAGAAACAGGCACGUAUCCGCCGCCGCCAACUGUUUGGCGAGCGAACGAACGUCGCUUCUGACUCCCUGAGUAACUUCUUCCGCAAUCAAGCCCAGAUGCUGUACAUCAGCACAUGGCAGGUCCUGCAGCUCUGCGAGACUGGCAUGCCGGGUGUUGUACGAGCUUUCGUGCUGAUCGAUCAAAAGAUCCACGCUCUAAGCGUCAAGGUGCCGCGGCAGUUCUUCUUGAACUUAAAACGGGACUCUCUUCCUGACGUUGACGUGCCGGACUGUGAUGUUGAGAAGGUCAAUCACACCCUGCCUAAUGGGCAUCCUUCAGUCCACUUGUUCAAGCUUUCCUUGCCAGAAGAAAAAUAUCUGGAGGAAGCUGACAAGAUGGAUAUCCUUUUCCAGCACCCCAGUGUCGAGGGUGUUUACGAAGGGAACAUCCCUCUCAGCACUCGAGCUGUGCUCAAACUGGGAAGCCACUGCACUUUCGACGAAAACCAGCGUGGUGUGCUCGGUGAUGGACUGGACAAAGGAUUCGAUCUCUCGACCUUACUCCACGCCACAUCUGACCAGCCCUAUCUCACGAACUCUUCAUUGGUCUUCCACUACCUCUAUCACAUCGUCUCGGGCGAUAGACAGGUCUUUGCAUUGUUCUCGACAUCCAAGAGCGAGGCGCAUGUCAUCAUACUUAAUCGUACGAGGGAUGUACAGGGUCUGCCAAACGUGGACAAGAUCUACACUGAACUGCUCGCCCGCAAAGUGCAAUCCUCAUCAGGCGAUGAGUCUUUGAACGCAUUUGAGUACCCAGACAAGAUCCACUUCAAGACCACACAGGUAAUGACGCGGAGGAAAGCCCAUCUCGAGGUGGGUGAUAUGAUUAGGAAACUUCGGAGUGACGAGAGCCGCCCCGCCGUUCUCGUCAUUCAAUCUCAACAAAAAGACCGACUCUGUCAUGACAUCCCGAUACUGAAGGAAUACCCAGUCCUAUCAGUCAAGCCUGAAGCAUCGGACAUGGAACUCCCGCCUCUGGGCUGGCAGGCAUUUGUUGCUAGACGUUUAGUCACGCGCUAUCUGUACCUUUCCUCCUGGAUUCAGCACUUGACAAUGCUCGCUCGGUAUGGCGAUGUCCCGCUUUGCAACUUGGAAAGUGAGGAUCCGCGGUACCUCAUUGAUAUCUCGUAUGCCAGACGACUUCAGUCAAAUAAUGUUGUGCUAUGGUGGUCCUCGGGCCCCCGUCCUGACCAUGCGGGCUACGAGAGGGAUGAUAUCCUGGGCACUUUGGACAAGGUCAACAUGCCAUCGGUCAACGUGCCAGGUGCUUACUCCACAGUCUGCAUUGAGCUUGAGGUUCGAAACCUCUCAAUUAACACAAUCCUGACAUCCUCUAUCAUCAACGAGAUGGAUGGCAGUGACACGUUACUGGCACCUUCCGGGGACGGAGAAGACACUGGCGUGUUCUAUUCAGAAAAGGCGUUCGCCUCUGCCGGUGUUGUGGUACUCCGAGAAAUGGUCAAGCACUGGUGGACAGAAGCCUGCGCCGGUAACAACAUGGCUGAUAUUAUGGUUCAACAUUUGAUCCGAUGGGUAGAAAGCCCUGUAUCCUGUCUUUACGAUCGGUCUCUGCACAACUACGUGCGCCUUCUCUCGCGAAAAUCGUUCCAGAGGCUCAUGGCCGAGUUCAGACGUGUUGGCUCGCAUGUCAUCUUUGCCAGCCCUACGCGCCUACUUCUUCAAACCACCAAGACAGAGGUUGGCAACGCGUUCGCGUACAGUCAGUACGUUUUGAAAUCCAUACGCGCCAACCCUUCGUUCCACUUCAUCGACUUGGAGAUCAAGGAGUACUGGGACUACCUUGUCUGGUACGAUGAGUACAACUACGGAGGCAAGGGCUGCCAGGAGGUCACCGAAGCCGAUGAGCAAAAUCUCGAAACAGCGAUGCACUGGCAGCUCAGUCGCUUCCUUCCCAUGCCCAUGCAGACCAUCUUCCACGACUGGACAGUCGAGUACAUCGAACUCAUGCAUGCGCUGAAGCGACCAGAACUUCCCGAUGGUGAAAUCUCAUCCACACCACGUCCGACGCAAAUUCCCAUCGGGCGCACCAACGAAGGAGACGAUGAAGAAGUGACCGCAGUACUCGCAGAUCGCUUCUCGAAGCCGCUCAAGAAGCAAAUUUCGGGAUUGAUCCGAAGACAGCGCGACGAGAUGCUUCAUCCCGAACUUGCCUCUGAUUACGCUUUCCCUGUCUUGCCCGGUGUCUUGGUCAAUUCUCAGGACAAACGCAAUCCUUCACUCGAGCUGACGAAGCUGCUCAUGCAAGUUCUGAGUUUGUCGAAGACCACAACCCUGGAAACCCGGUUGCUGCGACGUGAGCUCCUCGCACUCUUUGAAGUUCGAGAGUUCAGCAAAGAAGGUCGCUUUGAGAACCCCACUGCCAGCUUGAAACUCCCUGAAAUGUCGUGCAACUCCUGCUGUCUCAUUCGAGACCUGGACCUUUGUCGUGACGAGGACGUGCUACCCGAUGCUACUUCUGACACUGCCAACUCUGCCCAGCCCUGGCGAUGCCCCUUCUGCCAGGCCGAGUAUGAUCGGUUGGCUACUGAAGAGUUCCUCAUUGGCCAAGUCCAUGGCUUUGUGGUUGAGUGGCAGACUCAGGAUCUCAAGUGUGCCAAGUGCGGUAAUCUUCAGAUGAGCGAGUUCCUUGAACACUGCUCCUGCAGUGGAACCUGGGCCCCUACUGUUGAUCGCAAGGAGAUCGAAAAGAAGCUGCAAGUGUUGGACAGUGUGGCCAAGUUCCAUAAGCUGCAAUUGCUUGAGAAUAUUGUGGGUGGCGUGCUCGAGCGAUUCUGA
Molecule: messenger RNA, 6687 nt
Organism: Penicillium olsonii
Lineage: Eukaryota; Fungi; Ascomycota; Eurotiomycetes; Eurotiales; Aspergillaceae
Source: the annotation of a GenBank genome assembly